AUGGACAAGAAGAAUUGCCCUCCAUCGCCAUCGCCAUCGCCAAGGUCGACUGAGAAGUCUGGAAGAGAAUUGAGAUCCGGGGAGGCCAAUGGCAGCACAAACAGCAAUAGUAACACCAUCUCAAAAGGUGACAAGGAGAAAGGAGUCAAUGUGCAAGUCAUUCUAAGAUGCAGGCCCUUGAGUGAUGAAGAAACAAAGUCGAAUACUCCUGUGGUUAUUUCGUGCAAUGAGCGUCGCCGGGAAGUUGCCGCCACUCAAAUUAUUGCCAAUAAGCAGAUUGAUCGUACAUUUGCAUUCGAUAAGGUUUUUGGCCCAUCAUCCAGGCAGAAAGAUUUGUUUGAACAAUCCAUCUCGCCGAUAGUAAAUGAGGUCCUUGAAGGUUAUAAUUGCACUAUUUUCGCUUAUGGGCAAACUGGUACCGGAAAAACUUACACAAUGGAGGGGGGUGGGACUAGAAAGACCAAGAAUGGUGAACUUCCAACUGAUGCUGGUGUUAUCCCAAGGGCUGUAAGGCAAAUCUUUGACAUUCUCGAGUCUCAGUGCGCAGAGUAUAGCAUGAAAGUCACCUUUCUUGAGCUUUACAAUGAAGAAAUCACUGAUCUGUUGGCACCUGAAGAACCAAAAUUCCCUGUUCCUGAAGACAAGACGAAAAAACCUAUUGCCCUUAUGGAAGAUGGAAAAGGGUUUGUUUUUGUGAGAGGACUUGAAGAAGAAGUCGUGUACUCAGCUGGCGAAAUCUACAAGAUUCUUGACAAGGGUUCUGCAAAGAGGCGUACUGCAGAAACAUUGCUGAACAAGCAAAGUAGUAGGUCACACUCUAUAUUCUCAAUCACAAUCCACAUUAAGGAACUCACUCAUGAGGGUGAGGAGAUGAUCAAAAUUGGGAAGCUUAAUCUUGUCGAUCUAGCUGGUUCAGAAAAUAUAUCACGCUCAGGUGCUAGAGAUGGCAGAGCGAGAGAGGCUGGAGAGAUCAACAAGAGUUUGCUCACGCUUGGUCGUGUUAUUAAUGCUCUAGUAGAGCACUCUGGACAUGUCCCAUACAGAGAUAGUAAACUCACAAGGUUGCUGAGAGAUUCAUUGGGAGGGAAAACAAAGACUUGCAUUAUUGCUACAAUAUCACCUUCAGUAUAUUGCUUGGAAGAGACAUUGAGCACACUUGAUUAUGCACACCGUGCAAAAAAUAUCAAGAACAAGCCAGAGGUAAAUCAAAGGAUGAUGAAGUCUGCUGUGAUUAAGGACUUGUACUAUGAAAUUGACCGCCUCAAACAAGAGGUGUUUGCUGCAAGAGAGAAGAAUGGUAUCUAUAUUCCAAGAGAGCGCUACCUCCAAGAAGAAGCUGAGAAAAAGGCCAUGACAGAGAAAAUUGAACGACUGGGAGCUGAUCUGGAGGCUAGGGAUAAGCAAUUGGUUGAACUAAAAGAGCUUUAUGAUGCUGAACAACGUCUGAGUGCAGAGUUGGGUGAAAAACUUGGAAAAACUCAGAAAGAUCUGGAGGACACCAAGAGUGCUCUGCAUGAUCUAGAAGAAAAAUACAAUGAAGCAAAGUCUACUAUUAAAGAAAAGGAAUAUGUCAUAUUUAACCUUCUGAAAUCAGAAAAGUCACUAGUGGAUUGUGCAUAUAAGCUUCGUGCGGAGUUAGAAAAUGCAGCAGCAGAUGUUUCUGGGCUAUUCUCCAAAAUAGAGCGCAAAGACAGGAUAGAAGAUGGGAACAGGUCGAUAGUGCAGAGGUUUAGAUCUCAACUGGCCCAUCAGCUGGACGCCUUGCAUAAAACUGUAUCCAGUUCCGUCAUGCAACAGGAGGACCACCUUAAUGAAAUGGAACAUGAUAUGCAAUCCUUUGUGUCUUCAAAAGAUGAGGCUGCACAAGGGCUAAGAGAGAGUGUACAAAAGCUCAAAGUCUUGCAUGGUUCCGCUAUCACUGCUUUGGAUGAUUUGGCAGGUGAAAUUGACAUGAAUUCGCGGACAACAUUUGAGAGAUUAAAUUCACAAAUACAAUCACAUACAUCAGCCCUUGAGAAAUGUUUUGGAGGAAUUGCUUCGGAAGCAGAUAACUUGUUAAAUGAGCUUCAGUGCAGCCUAUCGAAACAAGAAGAGAGACUAGCCCAUUUUGCAAAGAAGCAGAGGGAGGGACACCUGAGAGCUGUGGAAGCAUCACGGUCCAUCUCAAAGAUCACUGCUGGUUUCUUCCACUCGCUAGAUGUUCAUGCAUCUAAGCUCACCAGUAUUUUGGAAGACACACAAAACGUGCAAGAUCAACAACUUGUUGACCUUGAAAAGAAAUUUGAGGAGUGUGCAGCUAAUGAAGAAAAACAGCUUCUAGAGAAGGUGGCGGAGAUGCUUGCAAGUUCCAAUGCACGGAAGAAGAAGCUGGUCCAAACAGCAGUAGGUAGCCUUCGAGAGAGCGCUGUAAACAGAACAAGUCACCUGCAGAAAGAAAUUUCGAUGGCCCAGGACUUGACCUCAUCCGUGCGGGAAAAGUGGGGCUUUUAUAUGGAAGAAACCGAGAAGAAUUAUAUCGAGGAUACCACUGCAGUUGACAGUGGAAGGUCUUGCUUGGCCGAAGUGCUUGUAGAAUGCAAGGCGAAGACUACCAUGGGUGCACAACAAUGGAAGAAUGCGGAGGAUUCUCUAUUCAGCCUUGGCAAAGGAAAUGUGGAAUCUGUAGAUUCUAUAGUCAGGACCGGAACAGAGGCCAACCAAGUACUGCGUUCCAAAUUGUCAUCUGCGGCAUCGUCAACUCUUGAAGAUAUAGAUGUUGCAAACAAGGCUCUCCUUUCUUCAGUUGACAGCUCGCUGAAGCUUGACCAUGACGCAUGUGCAAACAUUGGUGCGAUUCUUACGCCGUGCCAUGGGGAAAUGAGGGAGCUGAAGGGGGAGCAUCACCACAAGGUUGUGGAGAUCAGUCAAAACGCUGGGAAAUGCCUUGAGGAAGAGUAUCUGGUGGAUGAACCGUCGUGUUCGACGGCAAGGAGAAGGCAGAUCGACCUGCCAAGUGUGGAGUCAAUAGAGGAGCUGCGAACGCCAGACUACGACGAGCUUCUCAAGUCGUUCCGGGAGUCGAGGGGGAGCUGGAAGCAGGCAAAUGGAGACACAAGAUAUUUGUCAGAGGCGGCUCAGGAACAAACAGUCAUUGAUUCAAGAAUUCCUCUCAUAGGAAGAAAUUAG
Messenger RNA from Miscanthus lutarioriparius, 3165 nucleotides. The record is from the annotation of a GenBank genome assembly. Lineage: Eukaryota; Viridiplantae; Streptophyta; Magnoliopsida; Poales; Poaceae.